AUGACCAAGCGGCAGUACCCGCUACCGGCCGACUAUUUUCGAUGCCCGGCCCUGACGCACGACGAGCGUGCGUACUUUAUCCAACUCGGCGACAAGACCUUCCACACGUUCCUCGAGAAGACGGUCACCAAGCCCGACCCGAGCCUCGAGUGGCGCUCGGCCGGGCGCCAACACGGCGUCAAGCUGCUCGAAGCACACAGCACGAGCGGCCACCGCUUUGAUCAUGGCAUUCUGCCCUUUCGCGCGAUCGCCAAGGUCACGGGAACGAUCGAGGAGGUCGCUGCGCUCCAUGACUUUGACACGCGCGACAAGUGCCUCACGUACAUGAACCAGUACGACUCGAUGGGCGAUGUCCUCGACAUCAUUCCGCUCUACACGUUCAUCGAGCGGUCGGCGGACCUGCCGUCGCUCCAUCAAGUGUACGUCAAGUGGGUCGCGUGCGCAAGUCCCGUGCCCAUGAUCCACGACCGCGACUACCUCUACAUUGAGACCCAAAACGAGUUUAUUCUCGAGUCGGGCCAGCGCGGCUGGGCCUACUGCCAGCACUCGAUCACGCUGCCGUCCGUGCCACCGCUGCGCAACCACACGGGCCUCAACCUCGUGCGCGGGUCCCUCUACCACACGGGUUGUGUCUUUCUCGAGUCCGAGACGCCCGGUGUGCUCGAGGUGACGUACCACAUUGCGUCCGACUUUAAGGGCGCGAUGCCGCAGUGGGUCCGCCGCCUCGGCCUCAAGCGGCGCGCGACCAACGUGGCCAAAGUCAACGAUUUCAUCCACGAACAGCGCCUCAGCGCGUGCCGCAUGCGCACGCAGCUCGAGUGCCGGCCGACGCUCCACUCGAAGCACUGCCACCUCUGCGACCGAUCGUUCGCGCUCCGCCGGCCGCGCAACUGCCACGCGUGCGGCGAAGUCGUUUGCUCGCGUUGCUCCAAGCCGUGGCGCCUCAGCGGUAUCUUCCGGCUCGGGCCCGCGACCGUGUGCGUCUGCCACGCGUGCUCGUCGGCGGUCCGUGACGGCACGUCGCUGCAUUUCAGCGCCACCGACGGCGAUGCCAUUGCCGAAGAGCAGGAUAAUGACGACAACCAUGCGGACGACAACGAUCGGCCGUCGAUCAUCAUCAUUUCGUCCGAGCCACCGCCGCGCCAGUCGUCGCUGAGUCGGCGCUCGAGCUUCUCGCGGGCCCGGCCGUCGAUCCAGCCGUCGCGCAAGCCGUCGCGGCGCAACUCGAUCAAAGGCAUGUUUCGCCCGUCGACGUCGACCAUCUCAUACGUCUCGUCGUCCAACGAGCCGUACGUCACGAGGAUGCACCAAGAUUUCCUCGAUGUCGCGUCGACGACCGAGACCGUCGACCUCACGCGGCUCAAGAAGCAGCUGCAAACCAAGCACGAGCACGAUGCUCUCGAAGCCAUGUACCGGCACAUGACGCCCGGCCUCGAUCGCUUUGUCGACACGGGCAGCGACGUCGACUGGACGCCAGAGACGACCAAGGACGAAGCCCAGCGCGACUCGUCGCCGUCGACCGUCGACUUGAGCUACCUCAACGAGAUCUACCGCCACACGUUGUCGUCGUCGCACGCAGACAGCGACUCGCGCUACUCGUACUGGGAGAGCGAGCCGCCCAUUCUCGACUACCGCAAGUCGCGCGUGUCCGAGUACGACCCAUCGCGCCGAAGUGCAUACGAUGAACUCAACGCGCUCGUCGACGACGUGGAAGAGUCCAAGGAAGAGACGGCCGGCGGCGGCUUCCGGGUCCACGCGCCACCGGGCACCACCAUGUACCCACUCCCGACAAAGGCGACGCCCGAGGCACCCGGUGUUCCCGCACCAACGGGUGCGACGCUCUACUCGAUGCGGCCCGUCCACGACAGCUAUGGGUUUGCGACGCCGUUUACAAUUGCCGAGGAGGCCAUGGACUCCCUCAAGUCGUCGACGGUCGUCAAGCAGUACGAGCUGGACGGACUUGAACUCACGGACGAGUCGGCGCUCUCGAGUCUCAACACGAGUCGGUCGUACCAAGAGAGCGUGCUGCAGCAGUCGCUCGACGAUGACAUGCCCACCAGUGCCGCCGACGACGGAAUCCCAUACAAGCCCGUCGUGUCCAACCAUGAAGGUGUCCGACGGCUCCUCGCCGAACUGGCCAAGCAACAACAACAGCAACACUAGUCACGUGUUAUUUAAGCGGAUUCUCCGCCUCAAGGUCUGGGAGGGUUAAAAACCACAAAAUAGCAAACGCACUGGACGAUCGCGAGUCUAGUAACCCCA
Messenger RNA from Saprolegnia parasitica CBS 223.65, 2262 nucleotides. RefSeq lists its product as hypothetical. The record is from RefSeq and is a predicted model, not a curated record. Bases 1 to 2163 code for a protein of 720 amino acids. Gene Ontology annotation, molecular function: metal ion binding; lipid binding. Lineage: Eukaryota; Oomycota; Saprolegniomycetes; Saprolegniales; Saprolegniaceae. The transcript has 2 exons.